AUGACACAAAGGGCUAUGGAAGAGGGAGGGGAAGUGCUUGAAAGUUGGAGAUCUCGCAAACAACUGAUAGGAGGCGAAGGAAAUGAGGAAUUGGAAGGCACCAACAAUGGCGUUCUACGCGUUGUGGAGACGUUGCUGCGUUUGUUCACCAUUGCUCUCUCUGUAACUGCUCUUAUCAUCAUGCUUAAGAACUCUGAGAAGAAUGAGUAUGGUUCUGUUAACUACACCGACUUUAGUGCUUUCAGAUAUUUGGUGCAUGCAAAUGGCAUCUGCGCUGGAUAUUCAUUAUUUUCAGCUGUUUUUGUCGCUUUGCACAGACUUUCCAGCGUGCUCAGAAAUUGGACUUUCUUUUUGCUUGACCAGGUUUUAACUUACCUAAUCCUGGGUGCUGGAGCUGCAUCAAUGGAGAUUUUGUACCUGGCUGAGAAGGGAAACCCUGCAACAACAUGGAGCUCAGCUUGUAGGGCUUUUGGUCCAUUUUGUCACAAGGUUACUGCAUCAAUAGCUAUCACAUUUGUCAUUGUUAUCUGCUGUACCUUGCUUUCUCUCAUUUCCUCCUACAAGUUAUUCAGCAACUAUGAUGCACCAGAUGUGAGCAACCCCUCCAAAGGUGUUGACAUUGCUGCUUUUCAUGGCUGA
Molecule: messenger RNA, 639 nt
Organism: Sphenostylis stenocarpa
Lineage: Eukaryota; Viridiplantae; Streptophyta; Magnoliopsida; Fabales; Fabaceae
Source: the annotation of a GenBank genome assembly